Molecule: messenger RNA, 1047 nt
Organism: Lachancea fermentati
Lineage: Eukaryota; Fungi; Ascomycota; Saccharomycetes; Saccharomycetales; Saccharomycetaceae
Source: the annotation of a GenBank genome assembly
AUGUUCACAUCACUAGGAGGUGUUGGUCUAAGAUCACCUAGACUUUCUAGAAGUAUGUUUUGGCUGGGUUUACUCACAAUUGUUAUUGGGUAUCUACUAACAACUGAAGACCUCUACAGAUAUGCCAAUUGGCAAAGUCGAGGGUUCUUUUCUGGGUCCUCUGCGGGGUUUAAUGCAUCGUCUGCUCAAGCCUCGAGCUCUUUACCCUUCAACUACAAGGCGGUUGUUGCAUACCAAGCCAAGGAUCGCAGUGAUGGCGUAUAUGCAAACAUAAAGAACAAUUCACCUACCGGGGAGGAUAAUUACUUCAUAGCAAUGAGAAAUUCCUCAGACCUUUACGCUGGCGUGGCUGAUGGUGUUGGUGGCUGGGCUGAGCAUGGGUAUGAUUCAAGCGCCAUCAGUCGCGAGAUAUGUUCAUGCAUGAGAGAUUUCGUGUUUACCUCUUGCGGAGGUAAGAGCACGCCCUUUACGCCAAAACAACUCAUUGAUUGGGGUUACACGAAGGUCAAAAAAGAUGAAAUUGUGAAAGUUGGCGGUACAACUGCUAUUGUUGCGCAUUUUGCCCCAAAUGGAAGUCUCAGCGUAGCAAAUCUCGGCGACUCUUGGUGUGGGGUCUUCAGAGAAUCACGCUUGGUGUUUCAAACAAAAUUCCAGACAGUUGGUUUCAAUGCACCUUACCAGCUUGCGAUCAUACCGGACUCAAUGUUAAAAGAAGCUGCCCGCAGAGGUGGUUCGUACAUACAGAAUAAGCCCAAUGAUGCAGAUGAAUACAAUUUCAAAUUGAAACAAAACGAUGUUGUGGUGCUUGCCACGGAUGGGGUCACCGACAACAUCGCUGUUGAAGAUAUGGAACUCUUCUUAAAGGAUCACGCAGAUGACGCUAAUUUACAAGACACAUGCCAAACAUUCGUUGAUCAAGUUGUGAAGCUAAGCAAAGAUCCUACUUUUCCAAGUGUUUUCGCUCAAGAGAUCAGCAAGCUCUCCGGAAAGCAGUAUUCGGGGGGAAAGGAGGAUGAUAUCACAGUUGUUAUUGUUAAAGUUGAAUAA